CAAGAACAGAGUUCAAGGAAUCAAGGACUCAGAUUCCUAUUAUUUCCUCUUUCUCUCCACACCAUGAGGGGAAAUCAACUGCCCAAUCCAGUCUUGAUUCUAUUUUUCCUGCUCCUUCCCAGAGAUGCUUCCACUGCUUCAAAACCGCAGUAUCUGGUGCUGGUCCCAUCAGAGCUGUACACUGGGGUCUCUGAGAAGGCUUGUGUCAUGCUUAAUCACCUGAAUGAGACGGUGACACUGAACAUAAUUCUGGAGUAUGGAAUGCAGACCAGAACCCUCCUCACAGACCUGGUGACAGAGAAGAACUCCUUCUACUGCAGCCCAUUCACUCUUCCAGAGUUACCAUCUUCCUCAGGGUUGAUUACUGUGGAGGUGAAGGGGCCAACCCAGCGGUUCAUAAAGAGGAAGACAGUGCACAUCACAAAAGUAGACAGCCUCAUCUUUGUCCAAACAGACAAACCCAUCUACAAACCGGGACAAACAGUGAGAUUCCGCGUUGUCUCUGUGGAUGUCAAUUUUCACCCUUUGAAUGAAACGUUCCCAGUGGUUUAUAUUGAGAAUCCCAAGAGGAACCGAAUUUUCCAAUGGCAAAGUCUCAGAUUGCAAGGAGGACUCAGCCAGCUCUCCUUCCCACUCUCAGUGGAGCCCACGCUGGGUAUUUAUAAGGUCAAACUGCAGAAGGAGUCAGGGGAAAAAAUAGAGCACCCCUUUGAAGUGAAUGAAUAUGUUUUGCCCAAAUUUGAGGUCCAAGUGAAAAUGCCCAAGACUAUUGGUUUUCUAGAGGAAGAAUUUACGGUAUCCGUCUGUGCCCUAUACACAUAUGGAAAGCCUGUCUCUGGUCUGGUGACAAUUAACGUAUGCAGAAAAUACUCCCGAUACCGUUCUGUCUGCCAUGGAAGACAUUCACAAAGUAUCUGUGAAGAAUUCAGUCAACAGGCAGACAGUGAAGGCUGUUUCACACAACUCGUGAAGACUAAAAUAUUCCAGCUGAGACAGAAGGGGUAUGACAUGAGCAUACAAGUGGAAGCCAAAGUCAAAGAGGAUGGAACAGAGUUGGAAUUAACUGGGCAUGGAUCAUGUGAAAUCACAAAUACCUUAAGCAAACUGAAAUUUACAAAAGCGGAUACACAUUAUAGGCAUGGGCUCCCUUUUUUUGGGCAGGUUCUUCUGGUUGAUGAGAAGGAUCAACCAAUCCCCAAUAAAACUGUAGUCGUCAGGGUGGAUGUAACUGCAUACCGUUCCAGCCUUACCACAAAUGAGCACGGUCUGGUGAACAUUUCCAUCGAUACCACCAAAUUCAUAUCUUCUCUCUUUACAGUUACGGUCACUUACAAACAGAAUAACCUCUGUUUUGAUAACUGGUGGCUUGAAGAAUUUCAUACACAAGCACAGCACACUGUAAAGCGUAUUUUCUCCCUGAGCAAGAGUUACGUUUCCCUUGAACUUGUUACUGGUACCAAGGCCUGUGGACAAAUCCAGGAUAUCCGGGCACAUUACAUCCUGAAUGGACAGAUUCUGAAGAACGAAAAGGAAUUAACUUUCUAUUAUUUGAUCAAAGCAAGAGGAAGCAUCUCCCAAUCGGGAAGCCAUGUGUUGUCCAUUGAACAAGGAGACAUGAAAGGGGUAUUUUCCUUCUCCUUUCGAGUGGACUCAGACAUCGUUCCUGCUGCCCAGUUGCUGGUUUAUGCUAUUUUACCCAGUGGAGAAAUUAUCGCCGAUACUGAGAAACUCGAGAUUGAAAACUGUUUUGCCAAUAAGGUAAAUUUGAGUUUCUCCGAAGCCCGGAGCCUGCCGGCCUCACACAACAACCUAGAGGUCAUGGCCACUCCUCACUCCCUCUGUGCCCUCCGUGCCGUAGACCAGAGCGUUCUGCUGAUGAAGCCUGAAGCUGAGCUCUCCCCUCAGUCGGUCUAUAAUUUGCUACCAGUAAAGAGUGUCCCUAGCGUUGGAUAUGGAGGUCCCCUGAACAAAGAUGAUGAGCAAUGUAUUGAUGCAGAGGACAUAAUUCACAAUGGAAUCAUUUACACACCAAAACGGAUCCUGGAUGAUGAUGAUGUUUACAGUAUUUUUGAGUCUGCAGGAUUAAAUAUUUUUACCAACUCAAAAAUCCACAAGCCGCAUUGUCAGCUGCUUCUGACGCAUCCAGGAAUGCCUAUGCCCUAUGCAGGAAGUAACGCCCUUCCUCUAGCACGUGGUAUUGAAGGACCAGUUUAUCCAAUGUUCACCAGAGAGAAUCCUCCAGCUGUGGAAGUGAAAGAGACGGUCCGGAAGUACUUCCCUGAGACCUGGAUCUGGGACUUGGUGCCACUCGAUUCAUCAGGUAGAAAUGAGUUGGCAGUGAACGUCCCUGACACCAUCACAGAGUGGAAGGCUAGCGCACUCUGCUUGUCUGGAUCGACAGGGCUGGGCCUCUCCCCCGUCAUCUCUCUUCAAGUGUUCCAGCCCUUCUUCCUGGAACUCAUUCUCCCCUACUCUGUGGUGCGAGGAGAAGCCUUUACGCUCAAAGCCACCGUGUUCAACUAUUUGUCCCAUUGCAUUCGGGUCCGCGUGCAGCUGGAAGCCUUUCCUGACAAGUCAGCGGACCUAGUGAAAAACAAUGAAGAAACUUCCUGUGUUUGUGGAAAUAGGCAGAAAACUAUGUCCUGGGCUGUGACCCCAAAGUCACUGGGAAAGGUGAAUUUCACAGCUACUGUGGAAGCCCUGCAGUCUCAGGAAUUGUGUGGCAACGAGGAGCCAAGAGUCCCAGCACUUGGACGGAAGGAUACCGUAAUCAAGCCCUUAUUAGUUGAGGCUGAAGGAAUGGAAAAGGAAGAAACUUUCAACACACUCCUCUGUGCUUCAGAAACUGGUGUAUCUGAAAAGUUGUCACUAAAAGUUCCUUCAGAUGUGGUUGAAGGAUCUGCCAGGGCGACGUAUUCGGUUUUGGGUGACAUAUUAGGCUCUGCAAUGCAAAAUCUUCAUAAUCUUCUCCAGAUGCCGUAUGGUUGUGGAGAGCAAAAUAUGGUCCUUUUUGUCCCUAAUAUCUAUGUUCUGAAAUAUCUGAAUGAGACACAACAGCUGACAGAGACUAUCAAGUCCAAAGCCAUCAGCUACCUCAUCAGUGGGUACCAAAGGCAGUUGAAUUAUAAGCACAGUGAUGGUUCAUACAGCACCUUUGGGGAUCAUAGUGGCAGAAGUCAGGGAAACACUUGGCUCACUGCAUUUGUGCUCAAGUCCUUUGCUCAAGCCCGGUUGCACAUUUUUGUGGAGAUGUCACACAUCACCAAUGCCCUCACCUGGCUCUCACAGAGACAGAAAGAAAAUGGUUGUUUCCAGCGCUCCGGAUCACUGCUAAAUAAUGCUAUUAAGGGUGGGGUAGAUGAUGAACUGACGCUCUCUGCCUACAUCACCAUUGCUCUGCUGGAGAUGCCACUACCUGUCACUCACCCUGUUGUCCGCAAUGCUCUGUUCUGCCUGGAAAAUGCCUGGGGAUCCAUCUCAGAGGCCCGAGGAAGUCUUGUCUAUACCAAGGCAUUAUUGGCCUAUGCCUUUGCCCUAGCAGGAAACCAGGCCAAGCGAAGUGAGCUUCUUGAAUCGUUGGACAAAGACGCUGUGAAAGAAG
Messenger RNA from Leptonychotes weddellii (Weddell seal), 3601 nucleotides. The record is from RefSeq and is a predicted model, not a curated record. NCBI's taxonomy places the organism in Eukaryota, Metazoa, Chordata, Mammalia, Carnivora, Phocidae.